ACCUCUAUAUAUACCCCCUUGAUCUUGCUCUCUCUUGCUCAAUCCAUCCAUCUCACUGCCACCAAGCUAGCUAGGAUCAUCUAUACCAUCCAGGCCUCUCUCCAAAUCGAUCUCCUUGCUAGACAGGUAGCCAUCCUUUUUCUCUCUAGAGAGCAAAGGAGGAGCUGGUUGAUCGAUUUGGAUCAUGUCAGGGGUUUGGGUGUUCAAGAACGGGGUAGUUCGUCUGGUGGAGAACCCCGGGAGCGAGCGCACGUCGACGGUGCGGCGGAAGGCGCUGAUGCACACGCCGAGCGGGCAGAUGGUGUCGUCGUACUCGACGCUGGAGGCGAAGCUGACGGCGCUGGGGUGGGAGCGCUACUACGAGGACCCGGCGCUGUACCAGUUCCACAAGCGGGGGUGCCUCGACCUCAUCUCCCUCCCCAGGGACUUCAACCACUUCUCCUCCGUCCACAUGUACGACGUCGUCAUCAAGAACAGGGAGUCCUUCCGCGUCGUCGACGCCUAAACAUCGAUCCUCUUCCCAUGCGUGAGACGAUCGAUCGGUCUCGCGAGAUGAUCAGCUAGCUCUUAUUCGUUUGACUUCAUUUGGGCAUGCAGGGUUAUUGUUGGUCACCAGGGUGUUAUUUACUUGAUUGAUUGUGCUUAAUUUGGUUGGCAAGUGUUGUAGUAGUAGUCGACUGAGAGAGUGCAGACACAUGUGUGCGUAUGUGUGAGUACUAAGUAAUUGAUGACGACUUGUAGUGUGUGGCUGCAGAUAUAUAUGCCUAGGUUUUCAGUGUGGUGUGUAAGUAAAAUAUGUAGUGUGCUUGGGACUGUGUAAGAUCUACGCUCUCUGAUGUAAACUAGUGUUC
Messenger RNA from Lolium rigidum, 851 nucleotides. RefSeq names its product flowering-promoting factor 1-like protein 1. The transcript has a single exon. Lineage: Eukaryota; Viridiplantae; Streptophyta; Magnoliopsida; Poales; Poaceae. Gene Ontology annotation, cellular component: mitotic spindle. The coding region runs from base 185 to 505 and encodes 106 amino acids. Gene Ontology annotation, biological process: regulation of flower development; negative regulation of mitotic metaphase/anaphase transition. The record is from RefSeq and is a predicted model, not a curated record.